Aspergillus tanneri is the source of this 846-nucleotide messenger RNA. RefSeq names its product putative oxidoreductase, 2OG-Fe(II) oxygenase family. The transcript is spliced from 3 exons. Gene Ontology annotation, molecular function: dioxygenase activity. NCBI's taxonomy places the organism in Eukaryota, Fungi, Ascomycota, Eurotiomycetes, Eurotiales, Aspergillaceae. The record is from RefSeq and is a predicted model, not a curated record. The coding region runs from base 1 to 846 and encodes 281 amino acids.
AUGACCCAGCUAUGCAGCCAGCAGAAAGCUCCAGUUACUUGUCUGAAGACGAUUGAUAUAGAAAAAAUUAUAUCAAAUGACCCAGGGGCCGCGAAAGAUCUUCUAGAGGGAGCGGAAUGCCCUGGGUUCUUCUUUGUUAAUUUGCGCACGGCAUCCUUAAAGGACUUACAGGCGGAUAUUGAGACAGUCUUCCAGCUGUCGAAUGAGUACUUUUCCCAACCCCAGGGGGAAAAGGACUCCCACUUCCGAGAUAAUAUUGACCGUGGGUAUAAACGCGGGAAAGGCUACGAGUCUUUCGAGAUUGCGUGUGAUGAACUGAAGGACGAAGAGCUCGCUUUCCCUGGCAUUCUCGCCGAACAUAAAGUGGUGUUGGCCCACUUUACAAAGCAGUGUGACUUAAUAACAAAAAUCAUACUGCACAGCCUCUCCAACAGUCUAGGCCUGCAGGAUGACGACCAGCGACAAAUAGCAAAUCUGGAUGUAAAACCGAGUCCCUCGGGCGUGAAAUUCAUAUCCGCCCCCACAAGUGCUCGCCUAGAGAACACUCCCGAUACCACCCAUACAGAUGGAGGCCUACUCACACUUUUGUGGUGCCCACAGUGGUCCAGUCAGAUCCUAGACCCACGGACCAACACGUGGAGCUGGGUUGAACACAAAGAAGGGCACGUCCUGGUAAAUGUUGCCGAUGCAUUGCAACAGCACACAGGAGGAAGGCUUCAUUCUUGCGUGCAUCGUGUAACCCAGCUAGGCGACGGUAUUAAGAGUCGACUCUUUGUUAGUUACUAUUUAAGGCCAGUUCCAGUUAAUGCUGGUAACACCACUGGUCUUGUACUGACUAUUGAGUGA